Molecule: messenger RNA, 1338 nt
Organism: Psylliodes chrysocephalus
Lineage: Eukaryota; Metazoa; Arthropoda; Insecta; Coleoptera; Chrysomelidae
Source: the annotation of a GenBank genome assembly
AAAGACCAGUAGCGGUGAAACCCUUGUAAACGCUAUUCAAUUGUUUUCCGACAAAUUUACAUAACGGAAAAUUGCUCGAGUGAAUAAUGUACAUAUUUUGUUUAAUUUUGUUUGUGGUACAGUUUUUGCACGACUGCAUUGGAUUGACUAUCAGUGGAAAACAUGGUGCUUCUCUUCAGGAAGUGCCUUUCGGAGAAAAUGUUGUUUUGAGUUGUAGGAGUAAUGACAAGGAUCAUAUAUUUGAGCACUGGAUAUUGGAUAAUAAUGUUAUCGUUGGUCCCAGAAAUGAAGAUUUUGAUAACGUAAAAUUUAAUUAUGAAGUCCUGUCAGGAAAUUUGAUUAUAAGGGCAGUCUCUCAGCGCGAUGAAGGUUUUUACACAUGUGUAUCAAGAGCAGUUAGAGGAGAGGAUCGCAAAGUUGAAAAGAUCCAAGUUCUCGUAGCCCAAGAUUGGGAAAACGUGUAUGAACAUGACUAUAACAUUAAUUUGAUUAGAAUUUUAAUCAUACUGAUAAUGCUAGUUCUUCUGGUUAUUGGAGGAUAUGUGGUUUACAAGAUGUGGCGAGAGAGAUAUAUGUAUCCCAAUUAUUUAGAGCAAGAAGAUGACGAUGAAGGUAUAUUCAAAGCGCCAAGCACAUCUGGGAUGAGUUCUCCAAGUAGUUCAAGAAGAAUAGUUCUGUGUUCGAAUUCUCCUAACCCCUUGACUAAUAAUUUAAACGGCACUGAUUUUAAAAGUAUUCUAGAAAAAUCGAACGAAUAGGUUGAUUGGAUUUAUAGAUUUAGUUAAAUUGCAUAUAGGUUGUCUCAGUGACGCAGUCCAAAUUUUGUUGAGGCUCAUUUUUGGGCAAAAUUGCCGCAUUCGGUGAUAAAAAUCUAAAAGUCAUUAUUGAGACGCCUUUGCAUUUACAAAAAGUUUUGAAAAAAAUUUGGGAGUAUUUAAAAAAUAUAAUAUUUUUACCUUGAUUCAUUUUUUUAAUUUCAAAAUCGUCUGGGUUUGCGUCUGGGUCUGGGAGGUCUUUAACACCUACCCCCUCUUGCUGCGUCACUGGGCUGUCCAUUGUGCAUCACAGAAGUGUUUUUCUUUUUCCAUGAUUCUAAAAAUUACCUGUGUCAUUUUUAAAAUAGUUAAACUAAAAUUGUUGUAUAUAAUUUUGUAAUUUUUGAUAAAAAUUUAAGCUGCAAUAAACGACUUUAUAAGAGUAAAUACAUAUCUCUAAAAUUUUUAUUAAUUGAAAGAGAUGAGUAAAACAUAAUUUAAAACACAAAUUUAAAUGAUGAAGCCAUUUGUAGAUAGUAAUUACUUUUGUAGUAAAAUGGAGACAAUAAAAGAAAUAGCAAAG